AUGCAACCACCUGGUCAUGAGAAUAUUAGUGAAGUAUCCCUGCGGUCAGGGAAGGUCUACCAAGGCCCCAGCCAUCCUGCGAUAUCUCCACCAACUUAUUCUGGACCAAGCCGUGAGGAAGAGGAAGAAUCCAGUAGAGGUGGUCAAGUGGAAGAAAGAGGCAAGGAAAAGGUGGGAGGAGAGGCCUCAGAAGGAGGUCAAAAGAAAGAAACUGAAAGGGUUAAGCCUUAUCCGUACCGUGGAAUGGUGACAAGAAAAAAAGAUGCCACAAUCGAUGUGGCAAGCAUGUUCAAGGACGUGGAUGUAAAAGUACCGCUCUUAACGGCGUUAAAAAUGCCCCCGAUCAGUAAGUUCAUUAAAGACUACCUGGCAGGAAAGGUCAAUGAGGAAGUGAGACUGAUUACAGAUGAGAACGUCUCUGCCGUAAUCCAGAGAAGUGACCUCCCAUCCAGGAAAACUGAUCCAGGAAUGUUCACACUCCCAAUUUCAAUCGGAGACAUUCAGGUAGAGCACGCCAUGUGCGACUUGGGGGCAUCUAUUAACGUUCUGCCAUACUCCAUCUAUCGGAAGCUGGGAGAGACCAAGAUAGUCGACACGGAUAUAAUGAUACAGUUGGCCGACAGAUCAUGUAUUCACCCCGAAGGAAUUCUGGAAUAUGUUAUUGUAAAGGGAGAGAAGUAUACAUUCAAUAUCGAUGAGGCCAUAAAAAGGCCAGCUGACGGAGAGAACGUGUAUUCCGUGGAUGUAACUGAGCCAUUGGUACAAGAGUUUUUGGAAGAAGAAUUUUUAAAUAGGCAGUUCACAGACUCCGCUGUAGAUGAAGAGGUCGAAAAGGAAGUAGAAGAGUGGUUUGAGACAAAUAAGGUUGGAGAAAUGAACAACCAAGCCGUCGCAGAAGCAACAACAGAAUUUUGCGAACGUCCAAGGCCAACUGGGUCGGGUAAGACAGCUCAAGUAUCCAGCCUAGCAAAGCAGCUUGAUCAAGGAAAGCCACUGGGUGAUGAAGCUGCAGAAAACCCUCUGCCUACCGAAGAGCAAAAACCCGCGAAGGAAGACAAGUUACUAGAAGUAUUACGAAGGAAUCAGAAGGCUAUCGGCUGGAAGCUGACAGACUUGGUGGGAUUUAGCUCGGAUUUGUGUAUGCAUCACAUCCGGCUGGAGGAAGGAGCCAUGCCACACCACGACCAACAACGGAAACUCAACCCCAACAUGAGGGAAGAGGUGCUGAAAGAAAUUAUCAAGCUGGUUUCAAUUGGAAUUAUCUAUUCUAUUCCCGACAACUAUAGGAAGCUGAACCAAGCCACAAAGAAAGAUCACUUCCCUCUGCCGUUCAUUGAUCAAAUGCUGGAGAAGUUGGCAGGAAAACAGUACUUCAGUUUCCUGGAUGGUUAUAGUGGCUAUUUCCAGAUCGCUAAGGAGAUUCGAGCCUUUUUAGGGCACGCUGGGUUCUACAGGAGAUUCAUCAAAGAUUUUGCAAAGAUAGCCCAGCCUCUAACAAGACUUCUCCAGAACGAUGUAGAAUUUGAAUUCUCAGAUGCCUGCAGGGUCGCAUUCCAGUUUCUGAAGGACCAAUUAAUAAGCUCUCCAAUAAUACGCGCUUCCGACUGGAAUCACCCCUUUGAGGUGAUGUGCGAUGCUAGUGACUAUGUUGUGGGGGCGGUAUUAGGUCAAAAAAUCGAACGGAAAAGUUAUGUCAUUUUUUACGCCUCCAAAACUCUAAAUCAGGCACAAAAGAACUAUGAUGUGACCGAAAAGGAGAUGCUAUCAGUAGUCUUCGCAUUUGAGAAAUUCAUGCCUUACCUGCUUGGGUCUAAGGUGGUUGUCUAUACAGAUCAUGCGGCCAUCAAAUACCUCUUGGCAAAGAAAAAGAGUCAAAGCCGCGGUUGA
Salvia splendens (bonfire salvia) is the source of this 1887-nucleotide messenger RNA. RefSeq lists its product as uncharacterized. The transcript has 5 exons. NCBI's taxonomy places the organism in Eukaryota, Viridiplantae, Streptophyta, Magnoliopsida, Lamiales, Lamiaceae. The record is from RefSeq and is a predicted model, not a curated record. The coding region runs from base 1 to 1887 and encodes 628 amino acids.